ACACACACACACACACAUUGUGAAAAUAACGCCCGGCGCGCUGUUGGAAGAAGUGCUGUUCGCCAGUUUGGGAGCGAUUUCGUUUCGGCAGUGGAGAUGAACGGUGACUCAGGCGCUGGGGUGGUGACUUCCCCACCCCCCACCACGGCCCCCCACAAGGAGCGCUAUUUCGACCGUGUGGACGAGAGCAGUGCCGAGUACCAGCGUGAGAGGAACAUGGCCCCUGACCUGCGGCAGGACUUCAACAUGAUGGAGCAGCGCAAGAGAGUCUCAAUGAUUCUGCAGAGUCCGGCCUUUUGUGAAGAGCUUGAGACACUGAUCCAGGACCAGCUGAAGAAGGGAAAGAAUCCCACCAGCUUGCUUGCCCUGCAGCAGAUUGCAGACUUCAUGACUACCACCAUCCCCACCAUGUACCCAGCAGCACCACAGGGUGGCAUGGCAGCCCUUAACAUGAGCCUGGGCAUGGUGACCCCAGUGAACGACCUUCGCGGCUCGGACUCCGUAGCCUACGAGAAAGGCGAGAAGUUGCUGCGCUGCAAGUUGGCUGCCUUCUACAGGCUGGCCGACCUCUUUGGCUGGGCACAGCUCAUUUACAACCACCUGACCGUCAGACUGAAUUCUGAGCAGGAACGAUUCCUGAUUGUACCUUUUGGGCUUCUGUACAGUGAAGUUACAGCUUCCAGCCUGGUAAAGAUCAACCUCCAAGGGGAAAUCAUUGACAGAGGCAGCACAAACCUGGGAGUCAACCAGGCUGGAUUCACCCUCCACUCUGCCAUUUAUGCUGCUCGGCCAGAUGUCAAAUGCAUCGUGCACAUCCACACACCCGCAGGAGCAGCAGUAUCAGCUAUGAAGUGUGGCUUGUUACCCAUCUCCCCCGAAGCACUUUCCCUUGGAGAGGUAGCUUAUCACGACUACCAUGGCAUUCUUGUCGAUGAGGAGGAGGGCGUGCUGAUUCAGAAAAAUCUGGGGCCCAAAAGCAAGGUUCUGAUUUUGAGGAACCAUGGCCUGGUGUCUGUUGGGGAGACAGUUGAGGAAGCCUUUUACUACAUUCAUAACCUGGUCACAGCCUGUGAGAUUCAGGUUCGCACUCUGGCCAGUGCGGGAGGCCCAGAUAAUUUGGUUAUGCUGGACCCAGCCAAGUAUAAAGCCAGGCCCCGCUGCCCUGAGACCACCGCCGAUGGCACUGGAGCCCACACCAAGUGGCAAGUUGGGGAGCAGGAAUUUGAAGCACUCAUGAGGAUGCUUGAUAACCUGGGUUACAGAACUGGAUACCCAUAUCGGUGCCCCGCACUGCGGGAGAAAGCUAAAAAGUACAGUGAUGUAGAGAUCCCCCCGUCUGCCACGGGCUACUCCCAUGCGGAGGACAGUGACUCAGGCGCGCGCUCCCCUCUCAGGCACAGCUUUCAGAGGCAGCAGCGCGAGAAGACACGGUGGCUCAGCUCGGGCAAGCCCGACGAGGCUGCCGAGGAGGGGCCUGAUGGCGGCAGCCCCAAAUCCAAGGCUAAGGUGUGGACGAACAUUACACACGAUCACGUCAAACCCUUGCUGCAGUCUCUCUCGUCCGGUGUCUGCGUGCCAAGCUGUAUUACCAACUGCUUGUGGACAAAAGAGGAUGGACUUCGGCAGGCUGCAGUGGCAAAUCAGUUUGUUCCACUCAACACGAACCCCAAAGAGGUCCAGGAGAUGAGAAACAAGAUCCGUGAGCAGAACAUUCAGGACAUCAAGACUGCUGGGCCUCAGUCCCAGGUCUUGUGUGCCCCUGUGGUGGACCGCUCAUUUGUCCAAGGGGAGCUAGUGACUGCCUCAAAGGCCAUCAUUGAGAAGGAGUACCAGCCACGUGUUAUCGUCAGCAAAUCUGGACCAAACCCCUUUAACAAGCUGACCGACCAGGAGCUGGAGGAAUACCGUAAAGAGGUGGAAAUGAAACAGAAAGGCACCGAAGUACAGGUAGAAGCAUCCUGCUCACCAGAGCUUUUACUACCUGGGGAGAACUCAUCCUUUAGUCCCCUAAAGACCCCCACACUGGCCCCCAGUCAUGAUGAAGAGGAGUCUCCAGCCUCUGUCCUGCCCACUUCUGCCCCUGCUUCCUCUUUGGACCCAAGCCAGGGAGCAAGAACGGUGUUGUACCAGGGUGAUGCAGCUGUCAGAAAUGCCGACCUUAGUGAGGAGGACUCGUUGGACUCCCCACACAAGGAAUUUCACUGUGCUGUCCUGCGUGCUCUUAGCACCACCUCAGAGCGUAUGACCAAGGCUCCAGAUCAUCUUCAGGAGACUGAGGAAGAGCUGAAGGGUGCAAGUCCAACCCGCACCCCUCCUAGCACCCCUAUCCGACCAGAAGAAGAGUCCCAGCAGGAGCAGACUUGCAAAGAUGAGAGCGACGCAGCCACUUUGAGACAAACCCUCCCUGACCUUACCCCUGAUGAGCCCUCUGAAGCACCCACCUUCCCACCCGAUGACCAGACGGAGCAGCCGCCUCAAUCCGAGGGCCAAGAGCCCCCAGCUGCCCCUGAUGCCCCUGAGGACCCAGCUGCAGCCGCAGAGCAAGGUAGCGACGAGUCCCCAAGCAAGUCUCCUUCCAAGAAAAAGAAGAAGUUCCGCACUCCUUCUUUCUUGAAAAAGAACAAAAAGAAGGAACCCUAAACAUCCUGCAGAUCUGUUUUUUGGGCAGCAUGCCUGUCUUUUGUUUGGUUCAUAUUGUUUGUUUGUUUUGUUUGGGCUUUUCAAGUAUUCACCUCUAGUGCGUGCCAAUUUGGAGAAAAGGGUCAAAUCGUCCUUGGUUUGAAAAGCAUUUCUUUAAGUGAAGAGUUACUACAUUAUAUCUGGUCAAGCACAUAGUCCAUUUUAGUUCCAUACUUGACAUGAGCAAUAGUUGACUAAAUCUGAUUAACUACUACUAGAAUGUAUUGGGAUUGUACAAAAAAGUGUCUAAGAAAUGCAAAAAAGUGAGAUGGUGAUAAAAUGAAGAAAAUGUAUGGUGCUAAUAUUUGAUUGCUAAUAUUAGACCCUUCUACAUUGGCAGUGCAGGUGAAUUUGGGGUCCAGUGAAGGUAUUCCUUCUAUAUUGAAAUAUAGGCUAUGUAGAUGGUCUAAGGAAAAGCAGUAUGGUCAAUACAUUUAUACAUGCAUACAAAUAUGAAUUGAAGCAGAACAGUUACUGUGCAACAAAAGUGUCAUGAAAAUGGGGAAGCAGUGUUGAAGGUGUACUCCCAUCUUCAACUUUUAGUCUGCAUUUUUAGUCAGUUUUUUUUCCGUAGAACUCAUAACGGAGAAAUACAUAAUCUUAACACUUCAAGAAAUCAUACUUUGUUUUGUCUCUUUUCUAAAACUUUAAAGAUUUAAUAUUGGUGAAGCUGUUUUUGUUGUCUACAUUGCAUCCUGAGCCAGCAUUACAAAAACACAUGCAGAUCAUUUUAAGCCUGAAUAGUGCUUUUUGGGAAAAAAAAAGAAAUAUGAUGCAUAACUUAAUAUAAAUCUGCGUACCGAGUACUUGCCUCAGAAAACCGAUAGUGGGUUUGUGAACAAGGUGGUGCCUUCGUCUGUCGGUCUGUUUAAAUCUCUCCACUCAUCAGCCGUUAGUCAUUUUGCCCUUGUGCAGGCAAAUGUUAUACAUUCAUUCUCUAUGGAUUUCUCUCUAAAGCUAGAGAAACUUAAAAAGGUUUGGCAGAUUUUUCUAAAUGAAAUAUUGGUAACUCCUUAAGUUGCUAUAUACAUAGAAGGGGAUGGCAUGUAAUUCACAAACACAGCCAUCAUACAGUCUAAAUUCUAAGUUCUUGUGCUAAUUUUAAAACUUUUUCAGUGUCAUUGGGAUGAUGGGAAGUUUCAGUCCUUUCCUGUAGCCCUAUUCAGUAUAAAAAGAAUGAGGAUAUGCAUAUGGGGACAUUUCUUGGCUGCCCUGUAAAAUUAUCAAAUUGUGAAAGUACCACUCUUUUCCCCUUUCACUUUAGUGCUUUCUUACCUGCUGUGCAGCCUCCACAAAAUGUGGUGUUCUGGAGAAAACCUGAGGCUCAGAAGGGUGUAGAUUCACAGCUCACAAACUGAACUGCUGCACCCAUACAUCACACAAAUGCUUAAUUUUCUAGUUGACCCUGAACUGUGUCCCAUGCUUAUCCCACUUUGACAUCACACUUGGACACUAAGAUGUUGGAGGAGGUAGUUGGGCCUAGAUGCAGAAGUACACUGAGGUCUAAAACCUGGGCAGGCAUUGACGCUUAACCAAUGUCAAUUGCACUUGAUCCAUGUGGAGCUUAGUAUAAACCACUAUAUGGUAUAUAUUUUGAGAGGAUAAAUAAGAAAAAAAAAAUCAGGACUGCAUGUCAUAAAAGGCUUUGAGCUUGUAUAGUUUGUCCCCUGUACAUUAAGACUGUAACACUCUUUGCUAAACUGCUUUGACAUUUUAAUAACAGUACUACUAAUUCAUAUGUACUUUUGCGUUAUCGUUUAGAUGUUGAGUUCUGUAUCACAAACAACUCCAUUACACCUCUUGUGUUUUGAUUGUAUUCAAUACAUAUGUUCAGGACAGUCAACUGUCUUUUUAAUUACACUUCUUUUAUAGUACUGUUCUAUUUGUUCCAUAAAUAAAGAUCUUCCUUUAAAACCUA
Molecule: messenger RNA, 4597 nt
Organism: Scleropages formosus (Asian bonytongue)
Lineage: Eukaryota; Metazoa; Chordata; Actinopteri; Osteoglossiformes; Osteoglossidae
Product: alpha-adducin
Exons: 16
Coding region: 97-2640 (847 amino acids)
Biological process (GO): barbed-end actin filament capping; positive regulation of establishment of endothelial barrier; positive regulation of adherens junction organization
Cellular component (GO): focal adhesion; cytoskeleton; plasma membrane
Molecular function (GO): actin filament binding
Source: RefSeq, a predicted model, not a curated record